This is a messenger RNA of Eremomyces bilateralis CBS 781.70, 1350 nucleotides long. Its product is annotated as FAD/NAD(P)-binding domain-containing protein. Lineage: Eukaryota; Fungi; Ascomycota; Dothideomycetes; Eremomycetales; Eremomycetaceae. The transcript is spliced from 8 exons. Gene Ontology annotation, molecular function: oxidoreductase activity. The coding region runs from base 1 to 1350 and encodes 449 amino acids. The record is from RefSeq and is a predicted model, not a curated record.
AUGUCCAUGUACGGGAACCGCGCUGCUGGGUCCAAGAAAAGAGUGCUUGUAGUUGGUGCUGGAGCUGCAAGGAUGUCAUGCGCUCACCACUUGGCUGAGCAUCCGGACAAGUUCGACGUGACUUUGGUCGAAGCGCAAGACUACUGCGGCGGCCAAGCCUUUUCUAUCCCCAUCAACAAGGAAAAAUUCCACGCGAGCUGGAUCAACCAAGGCGUCAAAGGCGGAAGCUACAUCUUUCACCACACCAUGACCAUGUUUGCGCAGCAAGGUUAUCAAGCUCAUCCCGUGGAGCUGCAGGUAUCCUUUGGUAAAGGUACCCGAUUUUGGACGAACAAUGAGAUUAAGCGGUUCCGGAGAAUGUUGUCGACUGUGCGGACGUUCGAGGUGUUGUUUGCCCUGCUGCCGAUUAAAUAUCUUCUGAAGAUAUUUCGGUUCUCGGCGGAAUUUGCUAACGUGGUGCGGUUGUGUACCAGUCCAACGUUUGGGAUGUGGUAUCCACCAGAUGAAAUAAGCGUCGCGAGCAACAUGCCGCCUAUGGUGGUAUUCCCGAAUUUAGGGAAAUUCUAUACCUCAUGGAAGAACAGUCUCGAAGGCAAGGGGGUGCAUGUCAGGGUUCGAAUGGAGGUGACCAGCAUUGUUCGGAGAAAUAAGCAGGGCAUAGUCGUCCGAACUGUAAGACGAGAUCCAACCGAUGACGCUCCUCAUAUCCCUAACAGCGCGUGGGAGGUUGAGGAAGAAUACGAUGAGAUGGUCGUCUGUGUGCUUUUUCGCAAGAAGAAAGUGCUCGGCUGCGCCAAAUUCGCAGAUGACAUAACUGUGACCCACUACGAUACGGAGUACAUGAAGCGUCAUUACGAGAACUUCUUUAACCCAGAGCAAGCGGUAGACAACCUCUCAGGCAUCAACCAAAUGCAACGAGUCGAGAUGGCGAAGCGAUCCUUCAAGCCCAUGUACAUGAUCAAGAUGUACCCGAAAGAUCCCAACAAGCUGGAGAUGUGCUUCGACUGCACCAACUAUCAAGCGCAGUUUCCCGAAGAGGUUCCGUUUGGAGAUCACAUCUUCCAGACCAUAUUCCUCAACAAGUCCCGAGAUGGGCCAUUUCUGUGGCAUCAGCUUUGCCAUUCGUUUACCCACUACCUGACCGUCGUCCCCUGGAUGUGCUUUCUUCAGGGGCGGAAUAACACCCGGUUUGCUGGAUCCUGGAUGCUGGUCAACGCGCAUGAGGUCGCUGUGAUAAGCGGAAUCGCUGCCGCUGUCAACCUCGGUGCGAAGUAUCCUGAGGAUUUGGAGAGAGAUAGGUUUGCCUUCCUGGGUUUCCGACUCUAUUAUCUACUACAGUAUAGACGCUAG